Messenger RNA from Volvox carteri f. nagariensis, 7071 nucleotides. RefSeq lists its product as uncharacterized. Gene Ontology annotation, molecular function: phosphatase binding. The transcript is spliced from 25 exons. Bases 1 to 7071 code for a protein of 2356 amino acids. Lineage: Eukaryota; Viridiplantae; Chlorophyta; Chlorophyceae; Chlamydomonadales; Volvocaceae. The record is from RefSeq and is a predicted model, not a curated record.
AUGUCGGACUGGACUUCAGAUAAUUUUGAUGGCUCAGAGGUUGUGCGGCCUUCUGAAGAGGAGCAGACUUCUCACUUGCUGUCGCCUGAAGAGACACCGGGGGACACUGCUCCUGUGGUCGACUCUGCUCCAAGUGAACAGCUGCGGGAGAUGGAACCCAGCCUUCAGCUGUAUCCAGGGACUCCCGAAGCACCGUCUGAGAACAGGGGACCUGAGAACGCAGAUGCUAUCCCACCCGGCGAUGACAUCGACUUUCCAGCCGCGUCCAACUCCCCGGAACUCCCUGGAGCAUCUGUUAUGAUUACCCAUUGGGAUGCGCGAGAGUCAGUGCCGCAGUCGCCCCGCUCGGAACCCAGCUCGCCCUUGUCCUACCCGGCCGGUUCCACACGAACCAGUUAUGCGGGAGGUGCUGAGUCUCGCAGCUUGAUACGCAGCCGGGAGCCCAGGGCAGACCUCAAGAACGGCGACGUCGUGAUGUUGAUGCAUCAGGGUCGGCCAUACAUUGCCAUCCAAGCCCGUCUGCCGUAUAAGGAAGACGCUUUACACACCUGCUUGGAGCUGGCAGAGGAAGGUGCACAGCCGGAGAGCGAGGCGCUGUCGUAUCUCGAGGUCAUUCGGCAGGGUCCAUUUGUGGGCUUCCGGUCCGGAGCCGCGGGGAACCGCUUUAUGCAGCCGCGUCGCAAGGCCCCGCAUCGUCUGGUGUUCUUUAACCAGAACUUUGGCGUAUGGGAGCAGUGGGACGUGAAUGGAGAGGAGUGGCAGACGAAGCCCUGGUCAACCCUGCGUCUAAUGCUUCGGAGCAGGCGCCUACCACAGGUUCAAUUCUCCGUUGAUGUGGUUCGCGUGGGCUUCUUCUCCGUUCCAGGCGUUGGUGGUCCCCGCUCGCUUCUGCCAAUCAUCCCGGAGGACCCGCUUCUUGAAGACCGCAAUCUGCGCCGUAUAAGUAACCUGCUUAUCACGGAGUGGUUCAAGUUCGUGGACCAUGAGAAACUGCUGCGGGAGGGAUUGGAGGCCGACCUUGCCGCCCUAGCGGAUGAGACGCAGGAGCUAAAGCUGAAGACCAUCCAGCAGGUGGAAUAUCUGCGUCUCCAUAUGAACGAGGAGAUGGCCUCCCUGUCUCACCAUGUGGCGAUGCGGGACGAUGCCAUCACCAACCUGCGUCGCUGGCUUCGAAGGGCACAGCAGCUGGCAGCAGACCGGAUGGCAAGGCAGCGGCAUCGCCGCAUUCUCUUAGCGUGGAGGUACGUGGUGGAUGAGAUUGUGUUCCGCAAGGCAGCCAUCUUGAAGUUGCGACGCAAGCGCGAAAAUGCCCUGCGUGAAUCCACCUUCCGGGCGUGGUAUCUGCACGCUCGCGCUGCAGUUGCGGCGGGUGUCAAGCUCAAGUUCGCUGUGCAGCGCCGCUCGCACACGAUCAUGUUGCGUGUGCUGCAAGGCUGGCAACACGCCGUUGUCCAUCGCGCCUGGCGCGGGCGCGCCAUGCUGUCAGCAGUGCAACGGCGCGUCGCACGACGCUUGAGCAACGCCUUCGCUGCGUGGCGGCGACUGACAGUGCAGCGCGCGUUGGGCCGACGGGCACUUUUGCGGGCUCUUCAUGGGGUUAACAUGAAAUGGCUGGCGGCGGCGCUGACGGCCUGGCGGGCGGCAGCGCAGACAGUGCACCAGAAGGCUGUGCAGGCGGAUUUGCUGGUGGCACGGAGGGCUGUUCGGUUGCAGGCGGCCAUGCUGGACGCAUGGAGGGACCAGCUCCUCCGCAGCCGUGCUGCCAACCACCACUUCCGAUUUGCCAUGAUGCGGAAAGCACUGAUGGCCUGGCGGCAGGCCACAGCGGCUGCGAGCGCAGCACGGGUCGCAGCAGAGGUACUAGCCCUGGCCCGGCCAGCGGCGCUGCGCCGCCAUUUGCUGCUCGCAUGGCACGACAUCGCAAUGACCUUAUCCUCGUUGAGGGCGCGGCUGAACCGCUACGUGAUGGCGCGGUCGGUGGCGAUGCUGGGCCGGGCGAUGGCCGCAUGGGCGAUGGCAGCGCGCGACGGGCGACGGCGGCGGGCGCUGCUUCGUCGGCACCUGGCUGCCCAGGAAGUGCGAACGGCGGCAGCGACACUUUCAGGCUGGCGGGCGGUGGCGGCGCGGACGGCAUGGCGGCGCGUGAGGGUGAUUGCGGCGCUGGCACGCGCGUCGACGAGGAGGCUGACGGCAGUGCUGGUGUCGUGGCGUGCGUACGCUGGCCAUCGUCGCGCCAUCGCCGGUCGCUCGGCACUGGCGAUUGCCCGGCUGCGGCGCAUGCGACUGGUGGCUUGCUUGGGCGCCUGGCAUCAGCUGGCAAUCCGCCUAGACGCCGCUAGGGGAAACCUGCUGUCGCUGUGCAAGAAGCUGCUGACUUGCACAUUGUCGACAGCCUUCCGAGAGUGGCGUCUGCUAACGGCCGCAAACGGCGCAAGCCGUUCCGCCGUCGCACGUGCGUUGCCGAUGAGCACUCGGGAGCUGCUCACCCACGUGUUGGCGACCUGGUGGAUACAACACUGUGCCGUCAUGCCCGUGGACAAUGAAGAUCUGGCGCCAGUGCGCAGUACCAUUGCUGCAUUCGAUGGAUCUGCUGCCGCUGCCACCGGCGUCAGCCCGGGAUAUGCUGUUGCGGCGGCGACAGCCGCCGCCGUCAUUAAUCGCGUGGGAUCCGCCGCGGGAACGCCGCGACAGUCCCUGACCCAGCUGUACGAAACAGCGGUCCGAACCACGACGUCCCUUCCGCUUCAUUUGGGAUCCCGGCCGAUGGCAGCCGAUCUACCAUUGCCACAGCUGACUGGCGAUGGUGAUGGCGCUUCUCCAUGGGGCACGGAUGCGGCAUACGCGGGUUCCCCAUUGCCACUGCAACGGGGCCCGCGUGGCAGUAACACCGGCAGCAGCGCUUCGGCGGCAGCUGCGGCGGCGGCGGCAGCCGCCGCUGCGGUCGCCGCUUCGGCGCCGCCGCCGGAUUAUGGUCACUCAGGCGGGUCCUUUACCCCGCCGCACCCCCGUAGCCGCUCUUACAGGGAAGCAUUGGUUGCGGGGGCUGCUGCCGCCGCAGCAGCCGUGGCGGCAGCCGGCCGCGGCGCACACAGCACUGUCGCUAGCAGCACCGGCGGUGACAGCCGCCCCAGCAGUGCUGGCCGUCUGCGUGCCACAGUGUCUGCUGGUGUCGGCAGCGCCGCUGGUCCGUUCGUGCCCGCCAAUGCCGCUGUCAUUGGGGCGGGUUCGUCUCCGGUGCUGAUUGAGAUGGCUCCGGGACGUGGUGGCGAGGGUCCACUGACACCGGUGGGCCUUCCAGAGCUGCUGGAUGGAACUGUGGGCCUUGGUACAGAAGGUUCCCUUCAGGCUGCCCUCCGUGCCCUGACACAGAUGGGUGCUCGGCGUGAGUGGAUGGCGUGCCUGGAGGGCAUAGGGGACGCGCGUCGGCGGCAGCUGGCGAGCGAGGUCCUUGGAGCCUGGUGGCAUGUGGUGAUAGCAGCUAAGGCAGUGGCCAUGGCAGCUGAGGCGCUGGCAAACCAGGCCAAGGCACGGGGCAGCCGCCAGAUCCAAAGAGGGGCGCUGAUCUUGUGGCGCACCGCGGCUCGCCGCCGUGCAGCUCUUCGCGCCCUGCUGGCGCGCCAGUCUGCCCGUUUCGGAACCGUUCUGGUCCGCAGGGUGCUGUUGGCGUGGCGUGAGGUUGCUGCUGACCGGGCGGCCGCGGAGAGGAAAGUGCAGCGGUGCAUGAACCGCCGUGAACGGGUUCUGUUGUCCAGUGCACUGCGCUCCCUUCGCGAGGAGGCCGCUAGAGGCUCUGCCGUUCGGGGAGCAGCGUCACAACUGGCCGAUCGCCAGGCGCGUGGGCUGCUUGCCAACAUGCUCAAGGGUUGGAGCGGUGCUGCGGCAGCCAAGCGUGAGAGCACGACGCAGAAGACACGCGCGGCACGCUUCGCUGCGCGGCGGCGUUUGACGGGUGCGUUCCGCACGUGGCGGUGGGCAGCUGAAGCGGCGAACGAGCGGGACGUGGUGGCCACGAGGGCGAGCCGAGCACUGGCGCUGCGGACAGCAUUCAGCGGGUGGUUGUACGUGACCGCAGAGUGCCACCAAGUGGGCACCGUGGACUUGGUCUCAUCUUUGCGCCGUGCCACCACCUGGCGCGAACGGCGGCUGAUGAGGGCCUGCUUCUUCUCGUUGGCGCAGUACAAGGAUCAGCGGCUUGACCUACACAGCCGCGCGGUGGCCUUUAGGAGCCAGAGCACCAAGGCGGCUAUAAUGGCUGCCUGGCGUUUUGAGGUGGCGUGGGUGCGCUGGUGUCAGCAAGAGGCGGCAAAGAUACAGUCCAGGGCCACCAAGCGCAUUCAGGCCCAUUGCCUGUCCUCCUGGCUGGCGCUGACUCAGGUGGCUGCAGCUGCUCGUCUGGCAGCUGGGCAGCUAGCUACCCGCAGGGGCCGAGGCCUGCUGGGGGCGGUGCUUCUGGCUUGGCAGGGCGCCGCACAGGAGCUGGUGGCUGAGCGGGCCCGGGUGGCGGCUUGCGCACGGCGCAUCCACAGGGGUUGCCUGAAGCGGGUUAUUAUAGUCUGGCGCGAGGUGACAGCGCAGCGUCGCGCAAACCGGAUGCGGCAGCUGGCGGCGUGCAGGCGAAUCGAGGGCCAUCGAAUGCGGCGAGUGCUUUCGGAGUGGGCCGCAGUGGCCUCUGCUUUCUGCGCUAUAAAGCGCGAGGCGGAUGGGCGCUUCGUCGCCCACAGCACCGCACUGCUCUCCGCCGCCUUCAGCGCCUGGGCCGAACUGGUGCAACUCCUGCGUGCCGCGCGUGCCGCGGCAGCGACCCGCGGAAAGGUUGCUGAUCGCGUGCUGAUGUGUCAUGCGCUUGACGGCUGGAUGACCGCAGUGGCGCUGGCGCGCCGUGCGGCUGCGGCUGCAGAUGCUAUGGCUGCGAGGCGCGCGGCGGCGGUGCUGCCGGCAGUGCUGCGGGCAUGGGCCGCGGUGGCAUGUGAGGACGAUACGCGGCGGCUGCAGCUGGCCGCGCUUCGCAACCUUGUUCUCCGUCGCCGAAUGGCGUUUGCCAGGCGUAUCUUCGGGGCGUGGCGUGACACUGUCCUUGAGCGUCAGGCUCGCGACGAUGAGCUCAAACGCUGUCUUAAGCGCAAGAAGCUGGCGUUUAGUCUUUUCAAGCAAUGGUACUGGGAGGCAUUCGAUUCGGAUGUUCAGGCUACCAUUUGGCGAAUGUUUCACUCUACCGACCCCGCGGCUCACAGCCCCGAGCCCUCGUCCCGAGUUCCACCGGUCCUCCGGCAGCCCCCUUCGUCACUCCACCAGUCGCUUCCCUCCUAUCUGCUGCAGCACCAGCAGUGGGUUAGCCGGCGCGCCGGGUCAUCGUUCAACGGGCCAGCUGGCAGGGCCAUGGAUCUGCCCCCCUUGGAGCUGGAGCAGCACCAAGGCCAGGCCAUCGCUGAUCUUAGCAGAGGCAGCGGUGCACCAGCCGCGACAGAGUCCCGGCCUCACGCCCUCCCCGCCGCUGCCGAGCGUUCCGUCUCUAUGCGCAUAGCCCAGGCGGUUCGCACUUUGGCGUCGACUUUUGAUGCCGUGGCGGCGCCGACGGGGAACCGUGCGCGGGGGCCCACAGCGUCGGCGCCGCCGCAGGCGCCGGUGGCCCAAGCGUCAGCGAGGGACACAGCGACAAGUUCAGCGGGGACGAAAAUCGCUGCGGGAGGCAGCCGCCCUUCAGCGGCGCCUCGGGUGCAAGCCUAUCCGACCAUCCAUUCGUCGGAUUCAUCGGGGUCAGACCCGGAUGACCUCAAGAACCUGCCGGCGGGAGUAAAGGCGGUGGUGGCCACGGCGGCGCCACGGCGCCGUACCGACGCGGUAGUUGCACCCCCUGGCAACCGUCCAUCACGUUCACUCGGGCGACCUGAUGCCGGUCCCAUGGGGACGAUAGGCCGGAAAUCUACAGUAAGCAACCAGGCACAGACGGGAUCCAGCUUCAAGACCACGAGGUCUGUCGGCCCUGCCAACUCAACCACCACUAGCGCCACCGCCACACGGCGCCCAGUUAUGCCGUCGGCUUCACGCGGCUCCGCCAGUGACGCCGCGGCGACGGCCAUGGCAGCGGCAGCUGCGGCGGCAGCCGCCGCUUCAUCACCAGGUCUCGAGGCGAUGAGCGCGGCGCUCAAUGUUGCGCUUCGCAGCUUAGACUUAGCGGCUGGAGUAGUUCAGGGCGGCGUUUCUGGCACAGCGGCCAACUCUACUCCCACCGUUGGGAUUUCCGGCCGGCCGUCGCGGUACACGAUUAGCAGUGUCGGCAGCGUGGGUCCAGCGUACCUGGGAACGCAUGGCUCCGCCGAGGGGUCCACUGGCACGGCGCUAUCACCUGGCAAUGCUUUAGGGGGCUCGCCGCUGUCACCACCGCCACGCGCGCCAUUCAACAUCACUUACGGGGACACGCCUGGCAGCGGCGGCCCUGGCAGCGGGGUCCCUGGCAGCGGCAGCGCUGGCGUGCUACCUGGCGUCGUACCCAGCUGGCGGCAAGUCGCCAACAAUCAGCUGUAUAGCUGCGAAGAGGAGUGGUACGGCGAGUUUUUCAACGGCGAUUUGGGUCCGGUGAGCCCGAUGUACAUGGGCAUUUCCGGGACUGGUGCGCCUGCGGGCAUGGCUACCGCUGGUGUCCUUGUGUCACGUGGGGACAGCAGAUGUGGGACGGCGGAGAGCGCUGAGACCGAUGCCGGUGCCGCUGACAUAACCUCGCUGGUUACUACGACCUUGUCCGUGCAUUCAAUGCCAGUCGAAGCUGGCGGCAGCCCCCGUGAUGGCACGUCUGAGGGCGGCGCCGCGAGCGCCAGCGGCAAUGGCAGUGCUGUUGGCUCCCGGCGCACUAGCUCCGAGGAUGGCCCCGGUAUCUUUCCCCGGCACUCGAUAUUUCAGAAUGAUGUGUACCAGCCUCGGACGAGCGAGCUGUACGUGGGCCACGAGGGGCUGAUUGGCGGGGUGGGGAGAAUCCUGGAGGGCGCGGAGCACGAAAUGGAUGAGGACGAGUUCGUGGCGGCCAUUGGGGCAGCGGCUGCGGCUGAAGAACGGCAGGAGCAGCAACGGCGGCAGUAG